Molecule: messenger RNA, 1260 nt
Organism: Ipomoea nil (Japanese morning glory)
Lineage: Eukaryota; Viridiplantae; Streptophyta; Magnoliopsida; Solanales; Convolvulaceae
Product: protein FAR1-RELATED SEQUENCE 5-like
Exons: 3
Coding region: 1-1260 (419 amino acids)
Biological process (GO): regulation of DNA-templated transcription
Source: RefSeq, a predicted model, not a curated record
AUGUGCAUCCAAGGCAUGCACUUCGAGCUCUCCUACAUCCUCCAAGGGCUCAAGCCUAAGACUUUUGAGGAAUUAUCUAGUCGCGCCCACGAUAUGGAGUUAAGCAUAACAGCUAAUGGUGGACAAAACAUACACAUUCAAAGCUUCUACAAUGGGGGCAAGAGUCAUGAUGAGGUUGAAAAUGACGGCAAGGCCUUUAAGAAAUAUGAAAGCAUGGAUGUUAUGCAUGUGAAUAUUCAACCAGCUAGGAUAUUCACUGAAGCUACUGCUAGGAUUGUAUUCAAAAGAGACAGUGUGGGAAGGUAUGUUUUGAAGACAUUCGAAGAGGCGCACACUCACUGUUUGUGCGAGGAGAGUUACAAGCCUUUCUUGAAAGUGAAUAGGAAACUAGAUGUUGGUCAUCAACAAUUCAUAACGAAUUGCUCUAAAGUUAAUAUUGGUGCCAGUAAGAGCUUUGACAUAUACGCAGAGAUGGUUGGUGGAGUUGAGAACGUGGGGUGUACGCAGCUAGAUUUCAAGAAUUAUAGAAGGGAGGUCUUAGCAUACAUGCAAGGAAGCGACGCACAAAUGAUAAUAUCUAAAUACCUUGAUAUCAAAUCUGACUACAGUGACAUGUACUUUGAAUAUGAGGCAAAUGAAAAAGACCAAUUGGCACGUGUGUUCUGUGCGGACGGUGCGACACGUCAAAAAUACUGUGCGUUCGGAGAUGUCGUAUCGUUCGAUGCAACGUACAAAACAAACAGGUACAGCCUUGUGUUUGUCCCAUUCACCGGUGUAGACAACCACAAAAAAUGCGUGACAUUUGCAGCAGCACUGAUUGCUAGGGAAGAUGUGGACUCGUAUUGUUGGGCACUGAGGAACUUCAAGAGCGCAAUGGGCAGCGCACCGCAUAUUACAGUAACAGAUCAAAACCCGGCAAUGAAGGUAGAAAUUGCAAAAGAAUUCCCGGAGACCCGUCACCGUUAUUGCAUGUGGCAUAUAAUGACAAAGGUGAGUGAUAAAGUGAGCACUGAGUUGGCGCGGAACGAAGAGUUCCGCCGGGAGCUAAAUGGUGUAGUGUGGAAUGACAGUGCGACUUCCGAAUAUUUUGAGGUUGCGUGGAGAGGAGUUAUUGAAAAAUACGGUCUACAAGAAAAUGCAUGGCUGAAACAUAUGUAUGACGAGCGUGCAACAUGGGUGCCUGCUUGUUUUGAAGACGUGUUUAUGGACGGACUACUCCGUACGACAUCCCGGUCUAAAGCAGAAAAUAGAAUUUUCUGA